UAAAAAGUGUGUUAAAGGGCAGGAGGCGGAGUGGCCUGUGUGGAGUGUGAGGGAGCUUUAGUCAGGUUUCAGCUCUGAAUUGUGUUAAGUUCUGGUCUGUGAAGGCGCUGUGAGGAGCUGGAAAAGUGCACAAUGCUGCAGAACACAGGAAAGCUGUCUGGUUGCACUCUGUUCAUCACCGGAGCGAGUCGAGGUAUCGGCAAAGCCAUCGCUCUUAAAGCUGCCCGAGACGGUGCGAACGUGGUGAUCGCAGCCAAAACUGCAGAGGCGCACCCUAAACUGCCCGGAACCAUCUACACGACUGCUGAGGAAAUUGAAGCGGCCGGAGGGAAAGCUCUGCCGUGUGUCGUGGAUGUUCGUGAUGAGAAGCAGGUGAGCGAGGCGGUGGAGAAAACCUUGCAGAAAUUCAAAGGGAUCGACAUCUUGGUGAACAACGCCAGUGCCAUUAACCUGACGGGAACGCUGGACACGCCCAUGAAGAAAGUGGACCUCAUGUUGGACAUCAAUCUGAGGGGAACGUAUCUGACGUCUAAACUGUGCAUCCCACAUCUGUUAAAGAGUAAAAACCCUCACAUCCUCAACCUCAGUCCUCCUCUCAACCUCAAUCCCAUCUGGUUUAAGAACCACACAGCUUACACUAUGGCCAAAUACGGCAUGUCCAUGUGUGUCCUUGGGAUGGCUGAAGAAUUCCGUGGCUCCAUCGCUGUUAAUGCGCUGUGGCCUCGUACAGCCAUUAUGACGGCGGCGAUGGAGAUGCUCGGGGGAUCGGGCGUGGGGAAACAGUGCAGGAAGGUGGACAUCAUGGCCGACGCUGCUUACGCCGUCCUCAGCAAACCCGUCAGCUACACAGGACACUUCAUCAUAGACGAGGACAUCCUCAGGACAGAGGGCAUUAAAGACUUGGACGUGUAUGCAGUGCAGCCAGGUCAUCCGCUGCUUCCUGACUUCUUCCUGGAUGAAGAUCCUGAAACACUCGAGAAGCAGAUGCAGGAUCACGGUGCCACUCCUGCUUUCCAGGCAGGGAAGACGAGUGCAGAAGCUCCCUCCAACCCCAUUGCUGAGUUGUUUACUGUGAUUAAAGGUGUGGUCAGCCCUGAGAUGGUCAAAUCCACACAGGGGGUCUACAGAUUCCAGCUGUCUGGAGAACACGCUGGAGUUUGGUACAUCGACCUGAAGAAUGGUGCAGGUGGAGCAGGGAGUGGAGAACCUCCAGUUACAGCAAAUGUGGAGAUGAGCAUGGACAGUGAUGACUUCAUCAAGAUGUUUGCAGGGAAAUUAAAACCCACGAUGGCCUUCAUGUCUGGGAAGCUGCAGAUUAAAGGGGACAUGGCUCUGGCCAUCAAAAUGGAGAAGAUGAUGGCGCUGAUGAACAAGUCCAAGCUGUAAUCAGAAAUGUUGUUCUGUGUUAAUUAAGGUUCAUGAUCACUGAGGGGGUUACAAACCGAUCUCCAUCACGGGUUCUGUUAAUCCCUCAGCCGACACGACCGCAGACAGUUUCUGAUUUUUCAUACAAAUUCAUCCUGCCUUCAUUUUUAUAGAUUUUAUAGGGAACACUGUAGAAAAGAAACAGUUGAGUAUAAGUUCACAACCCUACCCCAUUAAUGUGUCUUCAGGUUCACAGACGAUCCUUCAGGAAGUGUGUUCUGAUAUUAACUGUGAAUAAAAUGUACAUAAUGUUUCUGA
Messenger RNA from Neoarius graeffei (lesser salmon catfish), 1683 nucleotides. RefSeq names its product hydroxysteroid dehydrogenase like 2 (gene hsdl2). The record is from RefSeq and is a predicted model, not a curated record. Gene Ontology annotation, cellular component: mitochondrion. The coding region runs from base 133 to 1386 and encodes 417 amino acids. The transcript has 11 exons. NCBI's taxonomy places the organism in Eukaryota, Metazoa, Chordata, Actinopteri, Siluriformes, Ariidae.